Strongylus vulgaris is the source of this 546-nucleotide messenger RNA. NCBI's taxonomy places the organism in Eukaryota, Metazoa, Nematoda, Chromadorea, Rhabditida, Strongylidae. The record is from the annotation of a GenBank genome assembly.
AUGGGCGAAACAAAUGACUAUCGCCACGAUCCCUGCCAGCCAUCUUCAUCGCAACCAAAGGUGAGCGUUUCUCGAUUUCUUCGUCUAAAACGAUCAGCUAAGACUGGCAAAGCUGCUGAUCGCCGGCAGCAAGAACACAGCUUCCCUUGGGCUCAGCUGCCAAAGGAGCUGCAGGUGAAAGUGCUAAGUAACCUGCAGCGACGAGAUCUGUGCCGAUGUAGGGCCCUGAGCAAGCAAGUCUGCGAAAUGAUCGGGAAUAAUGAGAAAUCGAUGAAAAAAAGGCUUUUGGAUUUUGUGAAAAUUGAGAGGGUGAAUAUCUAUCUAUUUAACUCAGAAAUCUAUGAGUUGACUAAAAUAGGGCAAGGCCGAGUACAACUGUCCAUGAGAUGCGAUGAGGAAGAGAAGAAAAUGAAGUGGGUUGCCUGCCAAAAGAGAAGAAGAAAAGAUCCACUUAAGCUAGCAAUGCAAAUCAAGGCAAGUAACCAUAACUCACCUUAUCAGGAUUUCAUAUUGCAAACUGUGAAUACCCUGUCGGGAAACUUUUAA